Molecule: messenger RNA, 2773 nt
Organism: Cylicocyclus nassatus
Lineage: Eukaryota; Metazoa; Nematoda; Chromadorea; Rhabditida; Strongylidae
Source: the annotation of a GenBank genome assembly
AUGCCGAGCAAGAAUACAUCAGACAAGAAGAAGGCAAAAACUGUUAAGAAAGAAGAACGACCAAAGAAGAAUGCGAAGGCUGACAAAGGAGAACAGCGACAUGAGAAGAAAACUAUGAUUGGGAGGAAAAAUGAGAGUGAGUUCGAAUUCAAGGUGAAAAAAGGUGAUGUGUUAGCUAUACCGACACAAGCGAUACCAUUUUAUGCAAAAUAUGACGAUGCCACAGAUAGCUCCAGCGAAUAUUCGGAGCCUCCAGAUGAGCUAUGCGAGGAAGAACGAAAUGGCCGAAAUCGUGCAGAACGUAUAAAGAAGACCUUACUCUCACUAGGCUUUGACUUUGAUGGACGUUUACUAUGUGAUGAUGUGCUAUUCACAGAGCCCGACCAGGCUGCAGCCUUCACACCUAUGGUUCUAUGUGAGAAGCCAGUAGAAAUUGAAUGUAUCUGCUUAUGGGACUUUUUUAGCGGAGAUACCUGCUUAGACAUAAACUGCUGGGCAGGAACGCAACUCAAUGUUGUGGCUGAAGAAUAUCAAGUACGACAUCUUUCUGCUAGAGAACACCUCAGAUUGCCACUGCGUUGGAGUUUGGUGCGCAAUCCUACAAGUGGUUCCAGAGCUGCUCUUGGAUUAAUACCAAGUUGUUGGCUUGUCGCGAAGAAGUUUUAUCAAGAAAAUCCUGCACUUUUCUCUCAGUCAUUCUGGUAUUUGGGAAUUUGCGACGUUGAUGUGGCAUAUCAAUAUCUUAUGAGCGACCGCUCUGCUCAAAGGCCAGGGGUAUUUGUGAUCUUUUCACCUCUUUGUUUGAAUCCGGAUCCGAACGAUUACCGCCCUUUUCUGCUAAUGUUUCUAUGUAAGAAGACUGGAAAAAGUGAAGAAAUUUUGAAAGCUGAGCGAGCAGAUGUGACAAAAUUUCGUGGGGCUGAGUUUUACUCAUAUGAACUUGCAGUAUGCAACUGUCUUAACCCCAAAAAUGAGCAGAUUGCCAAAGAAGGGCAAGAAAAAUUGAAGAAAAAGAAACGAUCAACGCUUCUCCCAGUCAAAGCCAAACAUGCUCAUGAUGAGGAGCAUCAUCUCGUAGAUGCUCCAGCUGAUAACCGAGUAGAGGACGACAAAGAAAAGAACCUGGACAGCAUUGCUGAAUUAGUCGCAUCACCUUUCACAAUCAAGAUGCUAACUAUUACGAGAUCUCUUCUUGGACAUUUCGAAUUGUUUGGAAAUAGAUAUCACACUUUGUACGAUCUCGUAUACCAUCUUUCGCAAACGGACUCUGAAUUACCUCACAGACUGAUAUAUGAAACCCUUUCCACGAGUAUCUCACAUCCGUUUUGCACCGUUCCUCCACCAUGUAAACAGCCACAUCGUGAUCCAAGAGCGAAUCUAAUGCACUGCGAGCAGUGGGCUGCUCGCCAAUUCGAUCAGGCUGUGCUGCCAAAUCUAUUGGAAUUUCCCUUUCAACAUGUUUCGCGUACGGUAGUAGACCCUCACAAGCAGUCUCACAAAAGGAUACUGAAAGCAUUAGGUCUUCAAGAUAAAGGAAAGAGAAGGAAAUUGCCUGUUAACGGGAUCGCAAUACAAAAGGAAAUAAAUGAAUACAUUGACAGAUUUGAAAGGCCUGUCAAAAAGGAGAAAGUUAAAGAAGACAAGGAAAUUGAAGACCCGGCAACAAGACAGAUUCGUCUCCAACCACAUGAGCCCAUUGAAAAAUGCCCGAAAGAUGAAUUUUGCAUAAUAAGUAGUCAGGACAUUGAAGUAGACAGCAAUGAUUUAACCAUAGAUCGUAUGCAUCCACUUGGCAAAGGAGCUUUUGGAGCUGUAUAUGCUGGACACUUCAAGACUCAGAAUGGCGAAAAAGUACCCGUAGCUGUCAAAAGUCUUCGCCUCGUUUGCACAGACAAAGACCAGAGGCUCCCUUGGAUUACAGAGAUAGAAAUGGCACAGCAACUCAACCAUCCCAAUAUCGUGCGCUUCUACGGAUUUUGCAUGGAACCUACAGACAGUAAUAUUCUUCUGAUUUUCGAGAAACUGGACAAGGGUGCUUUGGAUACGUUUUGCAGGAAGCUGAACUAUCGAGUGAGCGUAAACGAAACGGUUGAUUGGCUCUGUCAAAUAGCCCGCGGUAUGGCACAUUUGCAUGCUCAAGAACCUUCAAUUGUUCAUGGGGAUUUGGCUGCUCGUAAUGUUUUGGUAACCACUCAUCCAGUGGAUAAGGCGAGAUUUAUUAUGAAACUCACAGAUCUAGGAAUAUCGAAGAGAACUCGUUCGGAAACAUUUGCCACAUACGACGAUCCAAACAAAAUUCCGUUCAAGUGGCUACCACCUGAAGUUCUAAAGAGCCGUGAGAUGACGCCGAAGGCCGACGUUUGGUCUUACGGAGUGCUAAUGCAUGAAAUCUAUGGUAUAGGAGAGCCAUAUGGUAUGAUGGGUGCAGAAAAAGUUGUGCAUGCUCUCAAUGAUGGUCAUCGUUUCGAAAGGCAACCAAAGAUGCCUCAUUUUAUAUAUGACGUUUCGCUGCAGUGCUGGAGAAGACUGCCAGCUGAUAGGCCGCAUUUUAGAGAAAUCGAGUUACUUCUUCGCCCGCAUUAUAUCGAGUACGAAGCCUCACACAUGGAAAUCUUGGCUGAGCGUUAUAAUAAAGAACAAGAAGCACUCGCUCGUCAUCUUAAUGAUAGCAACAUGAACGAGGCCGAUUUGCUAGAACGACUUUGAUUUUUUCUCCAUGUAAGCAAAAGUGUGCGUAAUCCAAUUCAACUAAACACGUGGAAAAUCUACUGCC